CAAUGCGGCUUAUCGACACAGCGAGAUAUGUCGGAAAAACCGUAGCCAUACUUCCUUCUUUCACAGCGGUGCAAUCAUUGACAAAAUGGAAUAGAUGUAGAUGCAGCAGAUGAUGGUGUGACUAUUUACAAGCUUUUGUGGAAUGAGCGUGAUUAUGUGCGUAUGCGUGUGCGCGUAUGUGCAUGUGAGUGUCGACGUGUGGAUCGGGAGUGCAUUGGUGUGUAGAGUCGUGAGACGAGAUGAGAGGGGAGGACGAAGGGCAAGUGUUAGAGGUAUGGCGUGCUCGCCAGUGAAGCAACAGCCGAUGGAAAGCGUGCAUAGCAAUCCUCAAUGUUCCUUUCCCAGCCCCGCUUCAUAAGAAGUCGGACGCUCCCUCAUCUCCUCGUCGCGAGCC
Messenger RNA from Microstroma glucosiphilum, 394 nucleotides. RefSeq lists its product as hypothetical. The record is from RefSeq and is a predicted model, not a curated record. Lineage: Eukaryota; Fungi; Basidiomycota; Exobasidiomycetes; Microstromatales; Microstromataceae. The transcript has a single exon. Bases 143 to 358 code for a protein of 71 amino acids.